Aspergillus uvarum CBS 121591 is the source of this 1482-nucleotide messenger RNA. RefSeq names its product FAD-binding oxidoreductase. Gene Ontology annotation, molecular function: FAD binding; oxidoreductase activity. The record is from RefSeq and is a predicted model, not a curated record. The transcript has 3 exons. NCBI's taxonomy places the organism in Eukaryota, Fungi, Ascomycota, Eurotiomycetes, Eurotiales, Aspergillaceae. Bases 1 to 1482 code for a protein of 493 amino acids.
AUGGGGCUUCUAUCAACUUUGGGAGUUGCUGCCCUGGCAGGUGCGGCUGUGGUUGAGGCUUCCACGAGAUACACCGCGUUUGAGACGUGCUUGCGACCACUUCUCUCGUCCAAGGCCACGAUCCUUGAUGCCGCGUCGACGGUCGUCGCCCCGCGUUGGACGGAGUAUGACGAGCCCGUGACGGACCACGUCGUCAACGUGGCGACAGAAGCGGACGUGCAAGCCACUGUCUUCUGCGCCAACACCCACGACAUCCCCUUCCUCGCCCAAGGCGGCGGCAACGCAUGGAGCACCACCUGGACCCUAACUAACACGACAGCCAGCACCACUCCUUCCAUCCUCAUCAACCUCCGCGCCCUGAACGCCAUCACCUUUUCCCCGAACCGCACGACCGUCACCGUGCAAGGCGGCGCGCUGAUCUCCGAGCUCCUGGGCGCCGCCUACGCACAUGACGCGCAGGUUGUGACCGCGAACUGCGACUGCGUCGGGGUGAUGGGCGCCCUGCUCGGGGGCGGGUACAGCCGCAUGAUGGGGGAACGGGGGUACAUGAUCGACAACGUGAUCUCACUGGACGUGGUGCUAGCAACAGGGGCGCGGAUCACCGUCACGCCUAGCUCGCACCCGGACCUGUGGUGGGCGCUGCGCGGCGCGGGCGCCAACUUCGGGGUGGUCACCUCGGCCAUCUUCCGGUCGUAUCCUACCGCGCGCGCGGAGAACCACGCCUGGCUGGGCAGCCUGGUCUUCAGCGCGGACAAGCUCGAAGCGUUGGUCGGUGCCAUCAACGCCCUCCCGCUGACCUCGCAGAUGGCCAUCUUCCUCUACUUCGCCACCACCGGUGCCCCGGACUACACGCCGGCCGUCAUCGCGUUCCCGUUCUACCUCGCCCGCGCGGAGGCCAACACCACCACUGCGGAAGCCCGCGCGGCGUUCGCCACAAUCCUCGCGCUAGGCCCGCUCUCCGACACGACCGCCUGGACGCCCUACGACCAGGUCAACGCGGGCAGCGCCUCGUUCUGCGCCGCCGGCGGCCGCAAGGUCAGUCUGGGGUCCGCGCAGAAGACCCUCGACCCGGCCGCGUGGCGCGAGAUUUGGACCUCGUUCACGCGGUGGGUGGACACCGCCGGCGGCGAGCAGGUGGGGAACUCGACCGUCCUGAUGGAGGCGUACAGUCUGGACCGCGCGAGUGCGGUCGCCGCGGACAGCUCGGCCUACGCGUGGCGCGCGUCCAGUCGGUUCAAUACCGUCGCCAUCGCGUGGUAUCAGGAUCCCGCGCUGGAUGCGGCGGCGAGGCAGUGGGCGGGAGAUGUGCGUGCGGCGUGGCGGGAGACGAGUGGGCUGAGUGGGAAUGCUACGUAUAUCAAUUUCGCGUUCGGGGAUGAGAGCCUCGAGGAUAUCUAUGGGGAUAAUGUCGAAAGGUUGCGGUCGUUGAAGAGGGUAUAUGAUCCCAAGAAUCGGUUUAAUCAGUUCUUUCCGUUAGUCUAA